AGUUUGUCCACAACGAUGAGCUCGACAGUCGCAAAUCCGGAAACGCCUCCAGCUGCUGAGCCCUCUGGGGAUCGUACAGACCUUCUCACGAAAGCGCGAGCGUUUCUGCAGCAACCUCAAGUGCAACGUGAAGAUGAUUCAGCCAAACGCAAAUUUCUGGCGGACAAAGGGCUCACAGCGGAAGAAAUAGACACAGUAAUAAAUGCUAUGCCCAAGCACCGCCCCAUCGUUCCGCCUCCAACAUACCCACAACCUCCGCCCUCAAAUCUGCCCGUGCUCCUCAUCGGAAUGGCGCGAAUCCUCUCCUGGCUGGUUGGUGGGGUUGCUGCGCUUUCUCUAAUCUACAGACGUAUCCUUCUUCCUCGUGUUAUCGAGACGUUCACUGCUCGGAAACGAAUAACCGCCCACCAUCUCUCCCUCAUGCAGAAGCUUCAUGAAUCGUUGACCACACUCAAGCAGGCACAGGCCGACGUCACUUCUGUGCUGCCUAAACCAGAACCAUUCAGAUACAAUGAGCCGCCAGAAUUGGCGUCUUGCACAUCUAUCGACACGCUUCUUCAAGCGGCAAAAACUACUGGGCAAUCACCGGAGAUUUCGAAAGUUGACCUUGUGUCGUUAUUACGAUGUGGGAUUGCUGAUUUCGCUGCGGGUGCAGUCGAGCGAAAUCCCAACACCACUGAAUUAUUUUUGCUGCUGGAAGGCAAGAUUCCUUUCUUGGUAUCCGACGAAGGUCGAGUUUAUGAGGAACGUUUAUGGGACACAUUAAGCACAUGUCCAGUCUUCGUCUCCUUGUCACAUCCGGUUUCAGAAUCUACGCCUUCCCCACCUACUCCAGACGAAGAUGUCCAAUAUUGGCAUUAUUAUCAGCCCGAGCCCUCCCCACCCACAGAACUAGCUCAAGCAUUAGACCGCUUGGUAGCUGCCGUUCCAAAACCAUCAACAGAGAGGCGGAGCCCCAUGCAGCACGCUUUGCAAGCUAUGACAGAUAUGACGGGCUACAUCAGUGCCAAUAUGUACUCCCAGUACGCGCCCAUGGGCUCCCGGAUUGGUUCGGGUGCUACGUUAGGGCCAGCAGAGGAAGAGGUACGCAAAGAGAUUCGGACAUUAAAAGGACUGGUGCUUAAUCGGAGGACAUUCUUGCCUACUCCUCAACCGCAUUAA
Mycena indigotica is the source of this 1161-nucleotide messenger RNA. RefSeq lists its product as uncharacterized. The record is from RefSeq and is a predicted model, not a curated record. The transcript has 5 exons. Lineage: Eukaryota; Fungi; Basidiomycota; Agaricomycetes; Agaricales; Mycenaceae. The coding region runs from base 16 to 1161 and encodes 381 amino acids.